CCCAAAAGCAAGUAUCGAAAGCACUACCGUGAAAUUGCGCGGACAUGGCACUUCCAGAGGAGCCGCUUCCAGAGUUUCAGGCACCAGCCCUGAAGGUCCCUUUACCCAAGUUUCCCCUGGAGAAGGAGAAGGCUUACAGCCAAGCGUGGCCAGAGCACUUGAACCGUCAGGAUCCCUUCGCCCGAUACCGGAAGGGUGCAUCACGCUACUACGCGCCCGCCAAGUUCGAUCCCUUCAAAGAGUGGCGCGAUCCUGACGAGGCCAUGGAAGGAGUCUCCACCCCAGUGCCCUUCACAGCUGCUCAGCCGCCCGAGUUCCCAGAACUCGAUGAUUCGGCGCCCUCUCGCUGCGGGCGUUGCGGGAGCACCCUGGCAGCGGAGAACAACUUCUGUGGGCGCUGUGGCUUGGCACGGAGCACCGACCGUGGCUAUCAGCACCCUGAGAAGCUGCUGCCAGGUCGGGGGCGGGACGCGAGCAACCUCCAGUGCCUUGCAUAAAGGGGGGGACGUUGAGGUGCACCCGUAAGGCCCACCAUUGCGUCAUGAUGCAUCACAGCCGGGCCCCAUGAUCAAACCGGCGCUCGGGCCAAGCAGUGGGCGGCCCGGGCCACCCGGGUCGUUGGGGCCGCCACCCGGCACCGUGCGGCCGGGCGGCGUUUGCCCCGGCCCGGGGGGCCCGCUGCUAGGGCCACCGAAGGGGACCAUUAAGAGCAGUUGCAGGCCAAUGAACCGAAAGCAUUGCGCACCAGCAAUGGGGCCGGUCUGCGGAUGACGUGAGAGAAAACUUACAAGAGCGGUUCUUUUCCCCA
Molecule: messenger RNA, 808 nt
Organism: Durusdinium trenchii
Lineage: Eukaryota; Dinophyceae; Suessiales; Symbiodiniaceae
Source: the annotation of a GenBank genome assembly